UCUCAGUGCUGUCGUGUGCGGGAGCGUGUUCCCAACUGCUCCGGACUGAGGCUGCCCGGGUGAGGCUCCCCAGGUUGUUGUGUCCACCGAUUCAUAAAUUAUAAGCUUGGACAUUAAAAGAGCUAACUCCAGAAUCAGACAGACGGAUUUUCUGCCGUUUCUUGGCAAAAAUGGCAACUAAUGGUGCUGUUCUGAAGAGACUGGAACAGAAGGGUACAGAAGCAGAUCAAAUUAUUGACUAUUUAAAGCAGCAAGUUGCUCUUCUUAAGGAGAAAGCAAUUUUGCAGGCAACUUUAAGAGAAGAGAAGAAACUUCGAGUUGAAAAUGCUAAAUUAAAGAAAGAAAUUGAAGAAUUGAAACAAGAGCUAAUUCAGGCAGAAAUUCAAAAUGGAGUGAAACAAAUACCAUUUCCAUCUGGUACUCUGCUGCAAGCUAAUUCCACAGUUUCUGAAAAUGUGAUACAGUCUAGACCAAUAACAACUAUAACUUCUGGUGCCAAAGAACAGAUAGGAGGAGGAGCGGAAGAAAAGAUGAAAGAGAAAAUUGAAGUGAAAGGAGAGAAAAAGGAGAAAAAACAGCAGUCAGUAGCAGGAAGUGCUGACUCUAAGCCAGUAGAUGUUUCUCAUCUGGAUCUUCGAGUUGGUUGUAUCAUCACGGCCAGAAAACACCCUGAUGCAGAUUCUUUAUAUGUGGAAGAAGUAGAUGUUGGAGAAACAGCCCCAAGAACAGUUGUCAGUGGCCUGGUGAAUCAUGUUCCUCUUGAACAGAUGCAAAAUCGGAUGGUGAUUUUACUAUGUAAUCUGAAACCUGCAAAGAUGAGGGGAGUAGUAUCUCAAGCAAUGGUAAUGUGUGCUAGUUCACCUGAGAAGGUUGAAAUCUUGGCACCUCCUAAUGGGUCUGUUCCUGGAGACAGAAUUGUUUUUGAUGCUUUUCCUGGAGAACCUGACAAGGAGCUGAAUCCUAAGAAGAAGAUUUGGGAGCAGAUCCAGCCUGAUCUCUUUACUAAUGAUGAGUGUGUAGCUACAUACAAAGGAGCUCCCUUUGAGGUGAAAGGGAAGGGAGUGUGUAGGGCUCAAACUAUGACCAACAGUGGAAUAAAAUAAAAUACUUCAUUUACUGAACUACAUUUGAGAAAACUUUAAUAACAAUAAAAAGAAAUAUAUUUGUCACUUGUACCUAAAA
Callorhinus ursinus (northern fur seal) is the source of this 1182-nucleotide messenger RNA. Lineage: Eukaryota; Metazoa; Chordata; Mammalia; Carnivora; Otariidae. The record is from RefSeq and is a predicted model, not a curated record.